AUGGAAGCAGGAGGGACGGGGGAGCAGGGUCAGCCAGAGACGGGGCGAGUCCGCAGCGGCCUCCAGCCGGAGAGCGGCCCAGCCACUGGGGCUGGGACCUCCAUGGCGGACAUGAGCACUCAGCCCUACGGGAGCCUCUCCGGUGCAGGAGUGGGGAGACCCGGGCUUUCUCCGCAAGGAGAUCAGAGAGGCCACCCGCACUCGCGACGGCGCCACCGCACCACCUUCAGUCCAGCGCAGCUGGAGCAGCUGGAGUUGGCCUUCGGGAGGAACCAGUACCCUGACAUCUGGGUCCGAGAGGGCCUGGCCCGGGACACAGGCCUCAGCGAGGCCCGCAUCCAGGUCUGGUUCCAGAACCGCAGAGCUAAGAAGAGGAAGCAAGAGCGAUCACUGCUCCAGCCGCUGGCUCAUCUGCCUCCCGUCACCCCCUCCGGUUUCUUGCCUGAGGCCUCUGCCUGCCUCUACUCCUACCACCCAGCACCAUCUCCACCAGAGACCCUCUUCCCUCACCCCUACCACCAAGCCCUUCCCUUGCAGCCCUCCGCAGGUGGUUCCUUUGCUCGACCCCACCGGUGUGAAGACUGGUACCCCACCUUGCACCCAAACCCCACUGGUCACCUGCCCUGCCCCCCGCCCCCACCUGUGCUUCCCCUCAGCCUUGAGCCACCCAAGUCCUGGAACUGA
Messenger RNA from Artibeus jamaicensis (Jamaican fruit-eating bat), 684 nucleotides. RefSeq names its product PROP paired-like homeobox 1 (gene PROP1). Gene Ontology annotation, molecular function: DNA-binding transcription factor activity, RNA polymerase II-specific; RNA polymerase II cis-regulatory region sequence-specific DNA binding. Bases 1 to 684 code for a protein of 227 amino acids. The record is from RefSeq and is a predicted model, not a curated record. The transcript has 3 exons. Lineage: Eukaryota; Metazoa; Chordata; Mammalia; Chiroptera; Phyllostomidae. Gene Ontology annotation, cellular component: transcription regulator complex. Gene Ontology annotation, biological process: pituitary gland development; regulation of transcription by RNA polymerase II.